This is a messenger RNA of Carica papaya (papaya), 1033 nucleotides long. Its product is annotated as DUF4228 domain protein. The record is from RefSeq and is a predicted model, not a curated record. Lineage: Eukaryota; Viridiplantae; Streptophyta; Magnoliopsida; Brassicales; Caricaceae.
CUCAAUUUUCUUGAAAUCUUUCUCAACAAUCUCUGCAAUUCUGCCCUAACAGCAGGAUAAAGUUUUAAUUUUUUUUUUAAAAAAAAUUGAAUAAGAAUUUUUUAUCUUGCGGUUGGACCCCCCACUGAAUCACUUAAGAAUGAAACCUGUAUUGAUCUCAAGGGCUCACCUGCCUUUUUUCUUCUCUUUAAUGUCUCAAUAUCAUCUUUUACCUACAAAACCAUCCAUGGAAGCUCUACAGUCCCGUCCACUAUUAUCUCUCUCCCCAUUUCCUUCCAAAAUAUAAGAAGAAGAAGAAGAGAGGAGAAACCCAUCGGCGUAGAUGGGAAACUGCCUGUUCGGAGGCUUAGGAGAGCCUCCCGCCGGUGAUCACAGCGGCGGCGGCGGCAACGGCUUUGGCAUGAUAAAAGUCAUAACAUCCAACGGUGGUAUAAUGGAGUUCUCCUCUCCGGUAACAACCGGAUGCAUCACCGACGAGCUCCCCGGCCACGCCAUCUUCCGAAGCCACGAUCUGUUCUGGAAACCUCUAUGUCACCGCGAAGAGCUGGUCCCCGGCAAAUCCUACUACCUGCUUCCGAUCGGUCAGAGCUAUGAUAACGUUGUCAGACAGGGUCAUAUCCGAUCAAACAGCGCCAUACCCACCACCUCGCUCGUUGCUCCCUACAGGAUGUCCUUAGAUUAUCAGGGUACCUUAAAAAGAUCCUACACUGAAAUUUUCUCCCGCGAAAACAAUAAGUACUUGAAGAAUAAUGGAUUUUGGAAAGUGAAGCUCGUGAUUAGUCCGGAGCAGUUGGCGGAGAUUCUGUCGCAGGAGACGAGAACCCAAGAGUUGAUUGAGAGUGUGAGGACUGUCGCUAAAUGCGGGAACGUGCCGGUGUCGUCGUCGUCGUCGUCGUCCAUGGCGUUUUCCGAUCAGUGGAGUUUGUCAAGCAGUAGAAAUGAGUCCUGUAAGAAAGAUGAUUUUUCGUUGUUAGAUUUCUAGCAGGUGGUAGGAUCUCCAUUGAUUAAGCUUGUAAUACUCUCUUGAGUUUUC